Diversispora eburnea is the source of this 132-nucleotide messenger RNA. Lineage: Eukaryota; Fungi; Glomeromycota; Glomeromycetes; Diversisporales; Diversisporaceae. The record is from the annotation of a GenBank genome assembly.
AUGUCUCAAUCUACUGAGAUUCCACCACGAGCAACGACAACAACAUCAUCCUCCUUUUCAGAUUCGAACAUGCCAGAAUUUGAUCCAGAUAUAGGAAUUUUGGUACAUCCAAUGAGAUUCUUGAAGAUUUGA